AUUUUCCACUCACAGCCAGGCAUUUCAUUUCAUUCCAUUUCGCCCUGCACUUUUUACUUUCUGGCAAACUCAUUUUUUACACUCUCCCGCGGAAAAUCAAAAAAGUAAGUCUCGGAACCCUCCGGCAGACGAAUAGGAAAUCAACUGCAACCGAAUCCAUUCCGCCGACAGUAUACUUUCCCCAUAAACAUACAAACUUGAAAGCAACUAGCGGCAUUUGCGAUUUUGCAGCAUGCUUAGGCAGUUUAAGAUGCCAUCUGCUCAGCAGACCCAAAAGAUAGUCAGAAGUGUGUGCUAUGAUUCCCAUCGCCUCAAGGAGCAGUUCCUCGUCCAAGACGGGGAGUCCCCCUCGAAUCCCGAGGAUGUCGACCAGGACAAGGAGCAGCAAGCCCCGGCGGGGCCACGCCCCCGCACGCCCCUGCACAAUCCGCUGAGUCGACGCCACACUGUAAACAGCUCCCGGCUGCAGUACAUCAACGACAAGUACAAGGAGCUGGCCAACGAGGUGGAGCUGCGCAAACCCAAGGCCAAGCCCUUCGUGACCCGCCACGCCCUCCAUUCGGGGCGGUUCGACAAGUAGGAAGUGUGGUCCUCGGAUCCCAAGGAACCCACUGGCCCACGGUGACCCUGGGACACCUCCCAUUCUGGUUUAAUGCCGCAAAUUAUUCAACGCAUGUCUUUUCUUUCGACCGUCAAAACACAAGUACAAUGCUGUGGAAAACGGCCAAAUAUUCAAUUUAAGUUUGAUGGCUUAAUAAACGUGACACAUACGGAUGGCA
Molecule: messenger RNA, 779 nt
Organism: Drosophila biarmipes
Lineage: Eukaryota; Metazoa; Arthropoda; Insecta; Diptera; Drosophilidae
Exons: 2
Coding region: 233-580 (115 amino acids)
Source: RefSeq, a predicted model, not a curated record